GUGCGUGUGUAGCGAAAUUUUGGAAUCGUCUGCAAGUGUACUAUAAACCGUAGAGAAAUUAUCUUGUAUUUUUAGGAAAUAGUCAGAAUUUUAGUUUCAUUUAUACUGUAUCAAGUAGUGCAUUAAUGAAGACACCCUCAGGUAGUACCAGUUGUGACUUUGCCAUAGUAGAAGAACGGAACUUUUUUGUGUGAAUCAUACUCUGUUGGAAAGAACUAAAAGGAACCUCAAGAGGAGAAAGAAAGCGACGACUGGACGGACCGCUUUACUGCUAGAACCGAUGGAUGGUCAUAUAAAUCUUGACCAUACGACUUCGACCGCACCAGCUGGCGUAGGCGUUGUCUUAGCGGGUCAGAAUAGCAAUGCUACUGGUGGAGAAGAAGGUGAUUCAGCCGAUGGACGAUCGUCUACAAAACAAAGGCGCUGGCAAAAAAUGCCUCCCGAGGGUACAGAGAAUCAUUUGUCCUACGGAGCUGCAGAUUCCGUCCCACAGGUAACGAUUCGUGACCCAAGCAGACGGUCAGGGCAAACUGGAAAUCGUUCUGGCCUUUCUAGUGGCAACCAACCUCGUGCCCCCGGGGGUGAUGAUGGAUCGCGACAGCGAGAAGAAGAGGAAGAAGGUCUCAAGUAUGGAGCCCAGCACGUGAUCAAACUUUUUGUCCCCGUCACCCUCUGCAUGAUUGUUGUGGUGGCCACAAUCAGCUCGAUCAAUUUUUACUCUACCAAAGAUGUGUAUCUGGUAUAUACACCGUUUCACGAGCUGUCGGAUGAUACGGGAACUAAGAUCUGGAACGCUCUCGCCAAUUCGAUGAUUCUGAUGACUGUGAUUGUGAUCAUGACAAUAUUGCUGAUCGUGCUGUAUAAGCGACGCUGUUACAAAGUGAUUCACGGCUGGUUGAUAAUGUCUUCGUUGAUGCUACUGUUUCUGUUCAGCUAUCUCUACUUGGAGGAGGUACUCCGAGCGUAUAACAUUCCUUUCGAUUACCCAACGGCACUUCUGCUUAUGUGGAACUUUGGGGUGGUUGGCAUGAUUUCAAUCCACUGGCAGGGUCCACUUCGUUUACAGCAGGGCUAUCUUAUUUUCAUUGCCGCUCUGAUGGCACUGGUUUUCAUCAAAUACCUGCCGGAAUGGACCACAUGGGUAGUGUUGGCUGUGAUCUCCAUUUGGGAUUUGAUUGCUGUGCUAACGCCGAAAGGUCCACUUCGAAUUUUGGUCGAAACAGCUCACGAGCGGAAUGAGCAAAUUUUCCCUGCUUUGAUUUAUUCUUCAGCAACAAUCAUGUACUCGUAUAUGGGAACACACUCGGAUCCAAGCGAGGAAUCACUGACGCGCUCCAGUGGAUUAAGUGGAGAACGUGCCAUUGGUACAGGCAUGACCAGCUAUGGCUCGACUGGAUCUCCUGUACAUAGCUUGGUACAGCAGCAGCAACAACAACAACAGCAACAAAUACCGGACAAUACCGAAGUAGAUCAAUCCGGUGGCUUCACUCAGGAGUGGGCCUCAUCCUCGCAGCAACGGGUGGCCCGCCGUCAAAUCGAGGUUCAGGCUAACGUUUCCAGCAAUCCAAACCGUCCCGAGUAUCGCACAGUAACGGCCGAUUCGAGUCGUACCAGCGAAUCGGAUAAUCGGGGUACCGGUGAUUCGCAGCAGGUUCCACUGUACGAACAGGCAGAAGAGCGAGGCAUCAAGCUUGGGUUAGGUGAUUUCAUCUUCUACUCGGUGCUGGUUGGAAAGGCGUCGAGCUAUGGGGACUGGAACACAACUAUAGCAUGCUUUGUGGCAAUUCUGGUGGGACUCUGUCUGACGUUGCUCUUGCUGGCGAUCUUCCGCAAGGCCCUGCCAGCUUUGCCGAUCUCAAUCUUUUUUGGACUAAUAUUCUGUUUCGUGACGAGCGUGAUUGUAAAGCCUUUCACUGAAGCACUGGCGUCGGAACAGGUCUUCAUCUAGUGACCGAUUAUAGGUCACUAAUAAGCAAACAGUUAAACUUGCUUAGUAGCAAUCAGGAUCUAUUUUUUUUUAUGCACCACUGUUUUAAUUUUGAAAAAGUGUGCUUACAUGGUUACGCCAAACAAACUUCUAACUUAUUAUCAAACUAAUUGUCCAAACGAGAACGUUAAGUGGUGAGACAAAAUGACUAACUUUAUAUCGCAUAAGCAUUAGCUAAUGAAUAUUGUAAUCUAUUAGCAGUUCAUCUUUUUAAAUCCACUAUAGCUGAUCAUUAAAUCCAUUCAAAUAAACUGUAAUAGAAACUUUCAAA
Topomyia yanbarensis is the source of this 2258-nucleotide messenger RNA. It is a transcript of the gene Psn, whose product is annotated as presenilin-2. The record is from RefSeq and is a predicted model, not a curated record. Gene Ontology annotation, biological process: amyloid precursor protein catabolic process; membrane protein ectodomain proteolysis; protein processing. Gene Ontology annotation, cellular component: Z disc; growth cone; dendritic shaft. NCBI's taxonomy places the organism in Eukaryota, Metazoa, Arthropoda, Insecta, Diptera, Culicidae. The transcript is spliced from 8 exons. Gene Ontology annotation, molecular function: aspartic endopeptidase activity, intramembrane cleaving. The coding region runs from base 281 to 1948 and encodes 555 amino acids.